UGACUUUCUCUCAGUAUUUGUACAGUCAUUGUAGAAUUAAUAUUAGGAAAAGAACACGCGUACCCUCACUUAGUAUAUAUGUGAAACUUGUAACAUGAGUUAUAAGUGAUAUGAUAUAUUGAUAAUCUAUGAUCAAAGAUAUCUAUAUAUGAGAGAAUCUAAUAUGAAAAACGUGCGGCGGACACUCUUUCAGUAUUUGUUUGAAUAUCGCGUGACAUCUCGCUAAUCCGAUUUUAUUUCGCUUUCUCUCUCUUUCGGAACAGCCGGGACGCCGGACCUGCUUCCGUUUCCGGAAGAAGGCGACGGGAACAUGUACACGCUGUCGGAAGCCAACAUGAAGCUUCCUGCGUUCGAGCAGGAACCGGAAGACGCGUUCAUCGUCCGGUAUGCUCCCGUGACGCUGCGCUGCAAGGCCGCUCCCGCCAGCCAGGUCUACUUCCGGUGUAACGGCGACUUCGUCAAGGCAAAGAUUCACACGCGGCUGGAGUCGGUAGAUGGCGCCGGCGUGCAUCACAUUGAGACGAGCGUCGCCGUGACACGCGACGACGUCGAAGAAUACUUAGCAUUGAACGGAUUCUGGUGCGAGUGUGUCGCGUGGAGCGUCGCUGGAUCGACGAAGAGCCAGCGCGCGCGCGUCGACAUAGCGUGUAAGUACUAG
Priapulus caudatus is the source of this 658-nucleotide messenger RNA. Its product is annotated as netrin receptor UNC5B-like. Lineage: Eukaryota; Metazoa; Priapulida; Priapulimorpha; Priapulimorphida; Priapulidae. The coding region runs from base 311 to 658 and encodes 115 amino acids. The transcript is spliced from 2 exons. The record is from RefSeq and is a predicted model, not a curated record.